AUGGCCCUUGCCCUUGUGGCGGCGACGAUGCUGCCGGUGGCCUUCGCCCAGGACGCGGAGGGCUACGAGGAGGAUGACUUUGACCUCUACGGUGAGGACGGCGGGGCUGGCCUCGAGCUCGGUGGCGAGGAGGAGGCGGCGGCUGUCCAGUCGUACGCGCACCCGGAUGUGACCACCUCGAUCCUGUUUGAGAACCACAUGGACAAGGAGUUCCCGCCUGGUGAGACCGUCGACGUUGUCGUCGGUGUCUCUAACGGUGCCAACACCGAGAUCAAUGUGACGUACAUCACGGCCUCGCUGGUCAUGCCCAACGACUUUGGCUACUUUGUCGAGAACUACACCGCCUGGCGUUACGCCACCUUUGUUCACCCCAACGAGGAGGGCUCGUUUGUCUACCGCUUCACGCCCAACGAGAACUUUGACCCGCGCCCGUUCGGCCUCAUGGUCCUCGUCUACUACUCGGACGCUGAGGAGAACCUGUGGCUCUCGGCCGCCUACAACUCGACCAUUGCCAUCGUCGACGCCGCACCGCUGCUCGACGCCUCGACGGCCUUCCGCUACGUCGCAGGCUUCCUGGUUCUGGCCACCGCAGCCUACCUGUACUUUUCGUCAUCGUCGUCGUCGCCCAACAAGUCGAGCAAGCGCGCUGCCGUCAAGGUCGAGGCUGGCACCGCGCCGGCCGGCCUCACUGAGGACGAUGUCGACUUCCUCCCCGCCCACCUCCGCAAGAAGGUGAUCGGCGGCAAGACCAAGAAGUCCUCCGGCAAGAACAAGCGCAAGUAAAUGCGUUCCUCUUACUCC
Molecule: messenger RNA, 801 nt
Organism: Thecamonas trahens ATCC 50062
Lineage: Eukaryota; Apusomonadida; Apusomonadidae
Product: signal sequence receptor
Exons: 2
Coding region: 1-783 (260 amino acids)
Cellular component (GO): endoplasmic reticulum membrane; endoplasmic reticulum
Source: RefSeq, a predicted model, not a curated record